AUGAAGAAAUUAUGUCUUCAUGAUGAACAUAUGUACUAUCUGUGCCAGAGUGAUAGUCGCCACGCUAAAAACCAAAAUCGUUCUGCCGUUCCGGAAAUGCAUUGCACAGCAUUUAUUCGUGUUCUCGACUGGCGGCCCAUCAUCCGAGGCGAGCUCAACGAAGUUGUGGUCGACUAUUGUCUCGAUCACUACUAUCACAGUGGUGAUCCGAUAGAGCAAGUCCCAGGCUCGGGCAAGUCUGUUGAAUACUUUACUCCAGAGGUGUUCAUGCGCGAUCUGGCUCUGAGGCGUGAACGAACACAGCAACUUAUUCAAGAUAAAGGCCUACAGAGGAUUAAACGUAGGAAUCAACCGCCGUCAAUUUCUGCAAAUCCAUCACUAAAGAUGCGAAAAAUUAACAACAUCCCUCCUGGUUGUUCUCUGCAAGAACAGUAUUACGAUAGCCGUGGCGAAUGUGAUCCGGGUGAUAGUGACGAAUGGGAAGGAAAUCCUGAGAGCGUAUUUGCUACUUCACGUGCUCAACAGCGUCAAAAGCAGUUGGACGUACCAUCUUACAUCACAAAACGAGGCGAUUUUUUCGACACGGAAACAUACAAUACCGUGUUGCAAUUCGAAAUGACCUGUGAUAUGCUGAAGGAGCGCAUGCAAUACGUGCGCAGUAUCCAGACAGCAAAUGCCUAUCUUGGGAGGCUAACCCAUCUUCUUGAUGACAUCAUGGCUGAUCCUGAGUGUGCUCCAUCGUCAUCCACGGCGGAUGAAGUUGUGGAUACAAACGUUGCUGAUAUUCAUGAUGAUCUGUCGCGACGAUCGCACUGA
Cooperia oncophora is the source of this 816-nucleotide messenger RNA. The record is from the annotation of a GenBank genome assembly. NCBI's taxonomy places the organism in Eukaryota, Metazoa, Nematoda, Chromadorea, Rhabditida, Trichostrongylidae.